This is a messenger RNA of Ilex paraguariensis (yerba mate), 2439 nucleotides long. NCBI's taxonomy places the organism in Eukaryota, Viridiplantae, Streptophyta, Magnoliopsida, Aquifoliales, Aquifoliaceae. The record is from the annotation of a GenBank genome assembly.
AUGGCCGGUCAAGCAUUUCUUCUUCCACUGUUUCUCCUGAUAAGCCUUACGUGUGCUUUGCUUAUUAGCUGCACUACAGCUUCUGAUGAUGAUCAAAAGGUAUACAUUGUGUACAUGGGUGACCGUCCAAAAGGCGAUUUCUCGGCAUCAUCUCUUCACAUUAGCAUGCUGCAAGAAGUUGUGGGCAGUAGGGCGUCCGAAUCUCUACUUCACAGCUACCAGAGGAGCUUUAAUGGUUUCGUCGCAAAACUAACGGAGGAAGAAAGGAAGAAGAUAGCAAGCAUGGAGGGUGUAGUGUCUGUGUUCCCCAGUACAAAGAAGCAACUUCAUACUACAAGGUCUUGGGACUUCAUGGGCUUCCUUCAGUCAGUUGGAAGAAAAACUGCAGUUGAAAGUGAUAUUAUUGUGGCUAUGCUUGACACUGGAAUAUGGCCCGAAUCUGAUAGUUUUGAUGACUCAAAUUUUGGCCCACCUCCAAGUAAAUGGAAGGGCACUUGCCAAUCCUCAGCUAAUUUCACUUGCAACAACAAAAUCAUUGGAGCUAGAUACUAUCGAAGUGAAGGAAAAGUAGGUAAAGAAGAUUUUGAUUCACCAAGAGACUCCGAGGGCCAUGGCACACACACAGCAUCUACAGCAGCCGGAGGCCUAGUAAGCAACGCUAGUUUGCUGGGCCUCGCCAUGGGAACCGCCCGUGGAGGUGUUCCUUCUGCCCGCCUUGCCGUCUACAAGAUCUGUUGGUCCGAUGGCUGUUCUGAUGCCGAUAUUCUUGCAGCAUUCGACGAUGCAAUCGCAGAUGGAGUUGACAUAAUCUCUCUCUCAGUUGGGGGUGUCAUUCCUUUGGAUUAUUUUGAGGAUACGAUCGCCAUUGGAGCUUUCCAUUCCAUGAAGAAUGGAAUACUAACAUCCAAUUCUGCCGGUAAUUCGGGUCCUAGUCCUGGAACAAUCUCAAAUUUUUCACCAUGGUCCCUUUCAGUUGCUGCAAGCACCAUAGACAGGAAGUUUGAGACCGCAGUGGUGCUGGGUAACAAUGGAAGUUAUCAGGGAAUCUCUAUAAACACUUUUGAUCUCAAUAAUGAGAUGUACCCCUUAGUUUAUGGUGGUGCUGCGCCAAACACUACCGCAGGCUAUGAUGGAUCAACAUCCAGGUACUGCUAUCCAGGAUCGUUGGACUCCACUUUGGUGAAUGGUACAGUCGUUCUCUGUGAUCUGUUGAAUGAUGGGGAAGGAGCAUUAGGUGCAGGUGCAAUUGGUACCAUAAUGCGAGACUCAGGCUUUGAAGAUGUUGCUUUCUCUUUCCCCUUGUCCACUUCAUAUAUAACCUUGAGCGAUGGAAGCUCAGUAGCCGCCUACAUCAAUUCAACUGGGAAGCCAACAGCAACCAUUCUUAAAAGCACUGAGAUUGUAGACAAAUUAGCCCCAUUUGUAGUUUCCUUUUCAUCAAGGGGACCAAAUCCAAUUACCAGUGACAUCCUCAAGCCUGAUUUGACUGCACCUGGAGUGGACAUAGUUGCAGCGUGGUCACUAGCUACCACUGUGACUGGAAUAGAAGGAGAUACAAGAGUCGUUCCAUAUAACAUAAUCUCUGGCACAUCCAUGUCUUGCCCCCAUGCAACUGGAGCUGCUGCUUAUGUUAAAUCAUUUCACCCAACAUGGUCUCCAGCAGCAAUCAAGUCUGCUCUUAUGACAACAGCUACACCUCUGAGUGCAGUUACCAACUCUGAUGCUGAGUUUGCAUAUGGCUCCGGUCACAUUAAUCCUGUAAAAGCUACAAAUCCUGGUUUGGUAUACGACGCAGGAGAGGCUGAUUACGUAAAUUUCUUAUGUGGGCAAGGUUAUACAACCCAGAAUUUGAAACUUGUUACUGGAGAUAAUAGUAGUACUUGCACUGCAACCAAUAAUGGAACCGUUUGGGAUCUAAACUAUCCUUCUUUUGCUCUUUCUGCCAACACCUCUGUCACUCGUGACUUCCAUCGGACAGUCACAAACGUCGGUUCACCUGUGUCUACAUACAAGGCGACUGUGGUCGCUCCACCAGGACUCAAUAUCCAAGUUGAACCCAGUGUUCUUUCAUUCAAAUCGAUAGGGCAAAAAAUAUCCUUUGUUGUGACGAUCGCAGCAACACUAAGCAACGAUAUGCUAUCUGGUUCUUUGGUGUGGGAUGAUGGUGUGUAUCAACCAUUCAAGAGAUAUGGGACAAUCAGGGCAGGCACAGGUUCAAAUAAAGGAGGGAUUGGAGAAACCCCUUCUGUCGACAAAUCAAAAUCUAGCGGUGAAACUUUAAGAAAGCCGGUAGAUGUUGAUAUGUUGCCAAAAGACAAGCAAUAUUCGACAAAGUCUCAACCUUACCUGCUGGAGGCUCAGCAAAAACAACCCGGACCUAGAGCAUCUUGGAACCAGGUCCUUAAAGAAGGACGAGCAGCUAACCACUCAGCCAAUUAG